AUGGAGACAAUCUCCAGGAUCUCCUCGAUGCUGGAAACAGCUAGGGAGCUCACUCUCGAAGCGGCUCAGUCGGCCGCCGUGUCCAGAGGAACCGGAAUUGGAACGUCGUCACGAAAUAUAAGUGUAUCACAUAUUAAAAAGCUCCUCGACUCCCGCAACGAUCGUGAUGUUCUUGAUGGCAUGCGACGGAUCCUCUCCCUGAUGUACCGAUCCGAACCCUCCCUACCUUUCUUUUCGGCAGUUGUGAAAAACGUGGCGAGCGCAAACCUCGAAAUCAAAAAGCUGGUAUAUAUCUACCUCGUUCACCAUGCGGAGGCCGAACCCGACCUCGCUCUGCUGUCCAUCAAUGCAAUCCAGAAAUCGCUCACCGAUCAGAAUCCCCAGGCACGCGCCAUGGCGCUGCGCACAAUGGCGAGUAUCAGAGUGCCAGUUAUAAGCGCCAUCGUGUCCUUGGCGGUCAAACGGGGUUGCGGCGACAUGAGUCCUCAUGUGCGGAAAGCAGCUGCGCUAGCUAUUCCGAAGUGUUAUAGACUUGAUCCUAGCACUCAACCUCAGCUUAUUGGAUUUAUUGAGACGCUCCUAGGAGAUAGCCAGUACUUCGUUGCUGGUCCAGCUGUUUCCGCAUUCCUAGAAGUCUGCCCUGAUAGGAUCGACUUGGUACACAAACACUAUCGUGGCUUGGUUAAGAAGCUUGUGGAUAUGGAUGAAUGGGGCCAGCUGGCCACUAUUCGUCUUCUUACUUUCUAUUCCCGGCAAUGUUUCCCUUUGAAGACUCGAAAAGUACAAAGGACUCAGGCUAAAUCGCAAGGGUUCUACGAUGAUGAAGUCGACGAUACCAAUAAUCAAGGCGACGGGGACACCUAUGAUGCCCUAGUUCUUGAUCCUGACCUGGAGCUAUUUUUGCGAUCGUGCAAGUUACUUUUGCAAAGUCGGAAUUCUGCUGUGCUUGUGGCCGUUGUUCGCUGUUUUCUUUACCUUGCGCCCCCGGAAUAUCUUGCUGCAGCUGUUGGUCCGCUGGUUGCUUUACUUCGGAGCCCUCAGGACAUGCAACUGGUUGCUUUGUACAACAUUGUUGUUGUCGCUUUACAAUACCCCAAGCCCUUUACAAAGUACCUUUCACAUUUUCUAGUUCAUGCAUCGGACCCGCCUCACAUCUGGCGCUUGAAGCUUGAAGUCAUCGCCAUACUCUUUCCCCACUGUGGCGAUCAUUUCAAGGGCCUCAUCAUCAGCGAGCUCGAGCAUUUCGCGCAGGGUGCAGACCCGGCUCUGGUACGAGAGAGCGUGCGCGCAUUGGGACGGUGUGCGCAGGCAGACCCUAAUACCUCCGACAAAUGCCUACGUAUCCUACUCCAGCAGAUUACUAGUCUUGAUGACAAUCUCGUCGCAGAAUCACUGACGGUUAUUCGACAUCUGAUUCAACAAAACCCAACUUCGCAUGAACGAACUGUUAUCCAACUUGUGAAACAUCUCGGGUUGACAACCAGUCCAGAUGCGAGAGCUACCAUUGUGUGGCUAGUUGGUGAGUAUGCAGGAGUUGAACCGGAUAGGAAUUUUGCGCCGGAUGUUUUACGGGUUCUAGUGCAGAACUAUGCCGAUGAACCAGAACCAGUAAAACAGCAAAUCCUCUUACUGGGGGCUAAAGUCUACCUUCACCAUAUCUUAUGCAACCCUCCGGCUGAAGAAAAGCCUCCGCUUCAACACGAGCCUCAGGCAGAGCCAAACAACGAGUGGGCCGAUAGUCCUGACGCGGAGGCAAAUGAUAUCAACGGCACUGAUGAGAAGCAAGACGUGGCCGAAGGAGACGAUGCAAUUAGUCUUCUUUGGCGCUAUAUUCUGCUCCUUGCCAGGUACGACACGUCUUACGAUCUUCGGGACCGUGCCCGCUUAUACAAAGCUCUCCUUUCCUCUCCUUCAUCAACUCAAAUUGCGAAUCUGCUUCUUCUCGCCCCGAAGCCGGUCCCACAUGUUCCAAGCCCGUCUGAGACUAGGAAGGACUUGCUGAUAGGGUCCGCGACCCUUGUUCUAGGCCCAGACGCUGGGGCCCAUGGGCUACGAGGCUACGAGAAUUUGCCAGACUGGGUUCAAGCGGGGCAGGAACCAGACCCUAGUCUUCGAGAGUCAGAGGUCAAAGUCGGGAAAACAGGAGCAGUGGCUCCCACUGCGGGUGAGCAGCUUGACAGAGCGCUCAAAGAGCACGAGAUGAGCGUCGCCGCUUCAAACAAGGCUCAAGCGAGUCGCGUGAAGGAGGCAGCUUCCGCAUCAAAGAGCAAGACUCUGGAUCAAUGGCUUGAUGAGCGAGAGGCUGAAUCAGAAGACGAAUCCGAAUAUGAGGAAGUAACAGAUUCAGAGGAAGAAGAGGGAUCGACGGAAUACGAAACCGACUCUGAAGAGGAGGAAGAUGAAGAAGAUGAUGAAGAAGAAGACACGGACUCGGAUGAGCACGAACAGGCACGGCAGCUUCUGGCCUAG
Aspergillus calidoustus is the source of this 2469-nucleotide messenger RNA. Lineage: Eukaryota; Fungi; Ascomycota; Eurotiomycetes; Eurotiales; Aspergillaceae. The record is from the annotation of a GenBank genome assembly.